Paramacrobiotus metropolitanus is the source of this 1440-nucleotide messenger RNA. Its product is annotated as microtubule-associated proteins 1A/1B light chain 3A-like. The record is from RefSeq and is a predicted model, not a curated record. Gene Ontology annotation, cellular component: autophagosome membrane; autophagosome; cytosol. Lineage: Eukaryota; Metazoa; Tardigrada; Eutardigrada; Parachela; Macrobiotidae. Gene Ontology annotation, molecular function: ubiquitin protein ligase binding. The transcript has 2 exons. Gene Ontology annotation, biological process: macroautophagy; cellular response to nitrogen starvation; autophagy of mitochondrion. The coding region runs from base 558 to 926 and encodes 122 amino acids.
AUCCUUUGUCGCUGAACUGCAGUGUACAAAUCUAUCGUGUGCCAGUUAUGCCAGUUGAACUGUUUUCGUUUCUAAAAUUAUACAACCCGAUCAUUUGCGAGCGAGUUUUGUUGCAAAUAAACGCACUUGAUAUUUCCUGACGUUCCGUUCCAUGUGACUCGUUUACCGUUUCGCUUUUAGCAGUAUUGUCAUCCAUGUUGGAUAAUACGUGGUAACAUCCAAUUUUCGUAGCAUUUCCAAAUUAAUCGAAUCGUGCACACGCGCUGGCUGUGUGAAUUCCUGGGUAAAGAAGGUCGAGCUGAAUCGAUAUCUGUGGAUCAGGCUAACAAGGGAGUGAAAGAGGACAAGGGGGACAGAGAGAGGCAGAGAGAAAGGGAUAGGGGAAUAACAGUUUAUUGACAUUUUAUCGAUUUUCCCUGUGUUGAGCGGAGGCCUCGGCUACAAAGAAACGGGCUGCUGGUGGUUGAUCACGGGGCAGAAGAACGACGUGUGUGGGGAAUUUUCUGACCUUUUUUCCGCAUUGUGGGAGAGAAUUGUAAAUUUUCGGGACGUGCAAGAUGGCGAUGAAGGCCAAGGGAUUUAAGGAGCGUCGCAGUUUCCUGGACCGUGUCAACGAUGUUGACCAGAUCCGUCGUCACCAUCCCGACAAGAUUCCCAUUGUGAUUGAGCGUUUUGAGAACGAGAAGAAUCUGCCACUGUUGGAUAAGGCCAAAUUCUUGGUUCCGGAUUAUAUCACCGUGUCCGAGCUGUCACGGAUUAUCAGACGUCGCCUGUCGCUGCAUCCCAAUCAGACCUUCUACUUGAUGGUCAACUCGCAGACGCUGGUCAGCAGCUCCACCUGCAUCUCGGACAUCUACGACAAGGAGAAGGAUGACGACGGAUUCCUGUACAUGGUGUACGCCUCCGAGGACGCUUUCGGAGCAUGAAGCCAAAUCAACCAGCCGGCGCGUUCGCACUGUUCCAGCACGGGGGAAAUUUUUUUAUUAAUCAUUUCCCCGAUCAUUUUUAGUCAUGUCAUUUACGACAUUCUUACGCCGUCAGCCUUAGCCACUCCAAUCGCAGCAUAAAACGGAAAUGGGAUGAGAGUGAGGAAAAAAUGGAGGGGAAAAAUAUUUUUACAGAGGAAUAUUGCGAGGGUAGUUGCGUUAGAUGUUACGGUUGUGUUUCUGUUGCUUGGUGUGGAAUAUGGGCAAGAAAUCUAUCUCAACAAAGUAUUACUACUGGACUAGUAAUCUUGUUUUCUGUGUGAUAUUGUACCUGGGCGGGCUUGUAUUUUUGGUUUGUACAUAAAGAAUAGAAUAUUGGUUGGGACGUCAUUUGAGCAGUUGUAAUCUGAAUGUGGGUUUUCGGAUCUGUUCAAUAUGGUUGUUAACUUUGGCUUUUAUUUUUUAAUAUCGGUGAUGUACAUUGAGAGAAAAUAAUAAUCAAAAUGUGUGGUUA